UUCUAGAGUAAGUUUUUAUCAUUAAAAGCUAUUCUUAUUUAAGUGAAACUAGAAUCGAAUUGUUAAGAAAAACUAUAUUCAAAAGUCGAAACCAUGGAUCACGGUCACGAUGACGGAAAUUCAAUAAUUAAACACUGUUCUAUGAAGAUGACAUUUAAUACUGAUUAUAAUAAUCUUUGUAUUGUUUUCAAGCAAUGGCAUAUUAGUUCUGGGUUGCAAUUUGCUAUUUCCUUGCUGGCCAUUAUUUUUCUAGGAUUUGCAUUUGAAAAGCUACGUAGCUAUAAUUCUAUCAAAGAAUGUGACUUUCAACGCGCUUAUGGAGAACAGACGGAUGGAUUACUUACUGCUUCAAAACGAUCGGGUAAGGUCAGUCGUCCAUUACGCCUUUGUGCUUUGUAUGCUGUUCAGCUCAUAUUCUCUUAUUUCCUAAUGCUCGUUGCUAUGACCUACAAUGCAUAUGUAAUUGCUGCAAUUGCCAUCGGUGCCGCCUGGGGUUACCGCCAUUCACGUUCUGAUAGUCUUCAGAACGUUGGUCUUUGCCAUUAGCUCUGGUUGUUUCUACUGACUCUCCUUUUCUUCAUGCCUUUCCAGGUUUUAAGUAUAACUUUUUAUGCUUAAUGCAGCAAUGGUUUACGUAUCUUUUAAUGCCUUAUGGAUUCUUAAUUUUACUUGGACUAUGAUAUAAUAUAUGUUAAUGAAAACAAUGCUAGUCUUUGCGGGUAUAUCAUGAAUACACGAUUUAGAUAUUUAAUUAGCUGUAGUUGCUUUAUGGAUGAUUAUUUCUUAUUCGGUAUAUUGUACAAUUGUUAAUGCAUCCUUUUACUGAUACUUAUUAUAACUGAGAGAACC
Schizosaccharomyces octosporus yFS286 is the source of this 849-nucleotide messenger RNA. RefSeq names its product vacuolar copper transporter Ctr6. Gene Ontology annotation, molecular function: copper ion transmembrane transporter activity. Lineage: Eukaryota; Fungi; Ascomycota; Schizosaccharomycetes; Schizosaccharomycetales; Schizosaccharomycetaceae. The record is from RefSeq and is a predicted model, not a curated record. Gene Ontology annotation, cellular component: membrane. The coding region runs from base 94 to 546 and encodes 150 amino acids. The transcript has a single exon. Gene Ontology annotation, biological process: copper ion transmembrane transport.